AUGGCGUGUCUUCAGAAGCUCAGAGAGGAAGUUGCUACUCUUGAAGCUAAAUUCCCUCACUCGCACGAAAGAUUUCAAGUUCUUUCAGCCUCUGUCGACGAGCUAACUUUAAAAUUUAUUGAUCCACAAAGCAAUUCCAUUAUUAUCACAGCAAAUAUACAGGAGAAAUACCCAAGAACUGCACCCAUAUGGUUUAGCGAAAGCGAGGAUUCUACAGUUACUGAAAUACUGCAGUCUUUAACCGAUGCUGAGCCACCUUGUAAUAUACUGGCACAAACGCACGAAUUAGUGACGCGCUUAUGUCGAUACUUUGAAGUCACUAUUCCUGUCGAACUUCCGUCCAUUGGACCGGAGGGGGAAGCAGACGAGGGCAUGGACAGUGAAGACGAACUAAUCGAAAUGGAAGAAGAUCCUGCGCGGAGAGAUCACCCGGAUGAUGAGGGCGUCUCUGCCGAGGGUUUGGCCGUCUUGGCUCGUUUGAAUCAUGUCCAGAGGCAACAACAUUUGACGGGUACUGUUGCAGGUUCGCUGGCUGCAACAGAUCGUUUAAUGAAAGAGCUAAAAGAUAUCUAUCGUUCACAGUCAUAUAAAAACGGUGACUACUCGGUUGAGCUUGUCAAGGACAGUUUAUAUGAAUGGAAUGUUAAAUUGAAAAAAGUGGAUGCAGAUAGUAGUUUGGCUGCAGACAUGGUGCAAUUGAAGAGGCAGGAAAAUCAGGACUACCUUCUAUUUCAUUUCGUUUUCAAGGAUACUUUUCCGUUUGAGCCGCCAUUUGUGCAUCUCGUUUCUCCUACCAUUACAAAUGGCUUUGUUUUGAGUGGAGGUGCAAUAUGUAUGGAACUGCUGACCAAACAAGGUUGGACUAGCGCAUAUAGUAUUGAAGCUCUCAUUACGCAGAUCGCAGCAACUUUAGUUAAAGGGAAGGCUCGAAUACAAUUCGACGUCAAAGGACAAUACAGUAUGAUUAAAGCACAGCAAGCAUUCAACUCUUUAGUUCAAAUUCAUGCUAAGUCUGGAUGGUACACUCCUCCUAAAGCGGACGGAUAA
Enterobius vermicularis (human pinworm) is the source of this 1047-nucleotide messenger RNA. NCBI's taxonomy places the organism in Eukaryota, Metazoa, Nematoda, Chromadorea, Rhabditida, Oxyuridae. The record is from the annotation of a GenBank genome assembly.